CCGAGGGGAGGCUCUAUGGCGACCGGGGCGAACGCCACGCCGCUGGGCAAGCUCCACCCGCCGCCGCCGCCGCCGCCGGGGCAGCCCGGCUUCCCGCUGCCGCCGCCCCCCGGCCUCGUCCUGCCCGGCUCCGGCCCCGGUCCCGGCCCGGCCCCCGCCGCGCUGCUCGGCCCCAUGGCGGCCGCCGCGUACCCGUUCGCCGCGCUCCCUCCGCCGCCUCCUCCUCCGCCGCCACCGCCGCCGCCGCCGCAGCCUCAGGCGCAGCAGCAGCCGCCGCCCCCCCCUCCUCCGCCGCCGCCGCCGCCGUCGGCUCAGCAGCAGCAACCGCAGCAGCAGCAGCAACAACAACCGCAGGCGGCCUCCGCCCCGCAGCAGCAACAGCAGCCGCCGGCCUCGGCCCCCAACGCCCCGCAGCAGCCGCCGCCGGCCCCCGGCGCCGCUCCCUACGGGCAGUACCGCUUCCCUUCGCCGCCGCCCGGCCACGACCCGCCACAGGCUCCGCAGGCAGCAGCGGCCCCGCCGGCCGCCGCUCCCCCAGCCCCUCCUCCGCAGCAACAACCGCAGCCCGGGGGCCCUGCGCAGGCCCCGCCGGCGGCCCCGCUCCAACAGCGCCCGGAUGAGAGCGGGCCCGGCGGGGGGGGAGCGGGAGCGGGGCCGCAGAACGAAGCCGCCGCGCGGGCGGGAGCCGCGCACAAAGUGGCCCGGAGGUCAGACUUCCCGCGGAAGCGGAAGCGGAGCCGCUGGAACCAGGACUCGCUGGACCAGAAGACCGUGAUCCCGGGCAUGCCGACCGUGAUCCCGCCGGGGCUCACCCGCGAGCAGGAGCGCGCCUACAUCGUGCAACUGCAGAUCGAAGACCUGACUCGCAAACUGCGCACGGGAGACCUGGGCAUCCCCCCUAACCCUGAGGACAGGUCCCCAUCCCCAGAGCCCAUCUACAACAGCGAGGGGAAGCGGCUCAACACACGCGAGUUCCGCACGCGGAAGAAGCUGGAGGAGGAGCGGCACAACCUCAUCACCGAGAUGGUGGCCCUCAACCCGGACUUCAAGCCCCCCGCCGACUACAAGCCGCCGGCGACACGGGUGAGCGACAAGGUGAUGAUCCCGCAGGAUGAGUACCCCGAGAUCAACUUCGUGGGGCUCCUCAUUGGGCCCAGAGGGAACACGCUGAAGAACAUUGAGAAGGAAUGCAAUGCCAAGAUCAUGAUCCGGGGCAAGGGCUCGGUGAAGGAGGGCAAGGUUGGCCGCAAGGACGGGCAGAUGCUGCCGGGGGAGGACGAGCCCCUGCAUGCCCUUGUCACCGCCAACACCAUGGAGAACGUCAAGAAGGCGGUGGAGCAGAUCCGCAACAUCCUGAAGCAAGGCAUCGAGACCCCCGAGGACCAGAACGACCUGAGGAAGAUGCAGCUGCGGGAGCUGGCGCGGCUCAACGGGACGCUGCGGGAGGAUGACAACCGCAUCCUGCGGCCAUGGCAGAGCACUGAGACCCGCAGCAUCACCAACACCACCGUGUGCACCAAGUGCGGCGGUGCUGGUCACAUCGCCUCCGACUGCAAGUUUGCCAGGCCCGGGGACCCACAGUCAGCGCAGGACAAGGCGCGCAUGGACAAGGAGUACCUGUCACUGAUGGCGGAGCUGGGGGAGGCCCCGGUCUCGGUCAGCUCCAACGCUGCCCACAACAACAGCCCCCUCUCCAGCAGCCACCGCGCUGCCAACCAGGCCAGCAGCCAGCCCCCCCCCAGCCGCCCACCCUGGAUGAACUCCACCCCGUCGGAAAACCGCCCCUACCACGGGAUGCAUGGGGGCCCAGGGGGGCCCCACAGCUUCCCUCACCCCAUGGCUGGCAUGGGGGGGGGCCACGGGGCGCACCCCCUGCAGCACAACCCCAAUGGGCCCCCGCCUUGGAUGCAGCCCCAUCAUCCCCCUAUGGGGCAGGGCCCCCACCCACCUGGGCACCCGGGGCCCCACCACAUGGAUCAGUACCUGGGCAAUGCGCCGGUGGGCUCUGGGGUCUAUCGCCUGCACCAGGGAAAAGGUAUGAUGCCUCCGCCGCUGGGUAUGCUGCCCCCCCCGCCCCCCCCGCCCGGUGGGCAGCCGCCCCCUCCCUCCGGCCCGCUCCCCCCCUGGCAGCAGCAGCCGCCGCCACCCCCCAGCAGCAGCAGCACCCCCUUGCCAUGGCAGCAAAAUACGACGACCACCACGAGCGCUGGCAGCGGCUCCCUCCCCCCAUGGCAACAGCAGGGGGGGGCGGGGGGGGCGGCGGGGGGGGGGGCAGCUUCUUCGGGAGCCCCCCCACUCCCCGGCAGCCCCUCCAUGGUGCCUUUGCCCCCCGGGGUCCAGCCCCCACUGCCCCCCGGGGCCCCACCGCCCCCCCCGCCACCCCCUGGCUCCGGGGGCAUGAUGUACGCACCCCCGCCCCCCCCGCCGCCCCCCCCCAUGGACCCUUCUAACUUCGUCACCAUGAUGGGGAUGGGGGUGCCUGCCAUGCCCCCCUUUGGCAUGCCCCCCGCGCCCCCCCCACCGCCCCCCCAGAACUGAGCAAUACCACCGCGAUUUUGGGGGGGG
Molecule: messenger RNA, 2565 nt
Organism: Pezoporus flaviventris
Lineage: Eukaryota; Metazoa; Chordata; Aves; Psittaciformes; Psittacidae
Gene: SF1
Product: splicing factor 1
Exons: 13
Coding region: 16-2538 (840 amino acids)
Biological process (GO): regulation of mRNA splicing, via spliceosome
Cellular component (GO): nucleus
Molecular function (GO): zinc ion binding; mRNA binding
Source: RefSeq, a predicted model, not a curated record